Molecule: messenger RNA, 3365 nt
Organism: Sarcophilus harrisii (Tasmanian devil)
Lineage: Eukaryota; Metazoa; Chordata; Mammalia; Dasyuromorphia; Dasyuridae
Product: PNKD metallo-beta-lactamase domain containing
Exons: 9
Coding region: 69-1160 (363 amino acids)
Cellular component (GO): mitochondrion
Molecular function (GO): hydroxyacylglutathione hydrolase activity
Source: RefSeq, a predicted model, not a curated record
GGCUGUAGCCUAGCAGCGCCCCGCCCACGGCCCUCCCUCUCGGGUCCCCAGCAGAGCCGGCCCCCAGCAUGGCCCUGCUGGGCUGCCCAGCCACGUCGUUGUACCCGCUCGCCUGCUGCGGGCUCUUCUUUCUCGUUCUCCUCCUGCUCUUGUUAACCCGGACCCGCUGCGGUCGAGCCCGCUGGAGCAUCCCCGGGCUGAUCAUGGCCCGUAGCGAGAGGCUGCUUUUUCGGAUCGGGUACAAUCUGUAUGCACGUACCUGGCUGGGUUACCUCUUGUACCGAAAACAGCUUCAGAGGGCACGUCAUCGCUAUCCGGAUGGUCAUUCAACUGUCCAGCCCCGAGUUUUUAAUGGAGUGAAGGUGCUGCCCAUUCCAGUCCUUCUUGACAACUAUAGCUACCUCAUCAUUGACACACAGUCCAAGCUAGCUGUAGCUGUGGACCCUUCAGAUCCAAGGGCUGUACAGGCCUAUAUUGAAAAGGAAGGAGUCACCUUGGUUGCCAUUCUCUGUACCCAUAAACACUGGGACCACAGUGGGGGCAACAGGGAAUUGAGACGACAGAAUAGAGGAUGCCGUGUCUAUGGAAACCCUCAGGAUGGCAUUGCUCAUCUCACUCAUCCCCUCUGUCACCAGGAUAUGGUGAGUGUGGGGAGGCUUCAGUUCCAGGCUCUGGCCACUCCAGGUCAUACCCGGGGCCACAUGAUUUAUGUGUUGGAUGGAGAACCCUACAAGGGACCCUCCUGCCUUUUUUCAGGGGAUGUUCUCUUCCUCUCUGGCUGUGGCAGAAUAUUUGAAGGGACACCUGCAACCAUGUUGAAUUCGCUGGACCUCAUCAUGGGCCUGGGAGAUGAUACCUUGCUUUGGCCUGGUCAUGAAUAUGCCGAGGAGAAUCUUAGCUUUGCAGGUCUGGUGGAACCAGAAAAUGUGGCACGAGAGAAGAAAAUGCAAUGGGUUCAACAGCAGCGCCUAGAACACAGGAGCACGUGUCCAUCAACCAUUGGAGAGGAGAAGACAUACAAUCCAUUCCUGAGGACCCACUGUCUUGCUCUUCAGGAGGCUUUGGGACCCCUUCCUGGCCCUGGAGGGGACGCUGGCCCCUCCAGAGCGCGACUCCUUGAAGAACUUCGGAGGCGCAAAGAUCAGCACAAGGGCAAAUGAGACCCCUAUUUGGUGGGGGCCCUUUUAAUUCUCCACUCCCCUCUUUUCCUAUCAUUAGCACAUUUGCCCUCCCCAAUAUUGCCUCUCUUCCCCUCACUCUGACAGAGGAAGGAGCAGAAAAAAAUCAUCGACUUCACGGUGGACUUCAAAAAGAGUAUAUGGAUGGAAAGUGAGAUUUCAAGGGGAAGGGGAUUGGUUACAAAUGAUGGGGUUUAUGAAUGGAGAGAAAAAAAGAGAAAGGAAGUGAAGAAUAUUCCUUCUCCUUCAUCUCCUCCUGCUUACCCACCUGAGUCCUGGGGUUUCCUUGAAGGGAGGUUGGGAGCUUAGAAGGAAACUGGAUGGUUGAGGUCUUCUGGGUCAGUCUUAUCUUGAGCCUUGCCUGCCCUCUGACCUCCACCACUAGAAGCCUCCAUCCAUCCAAAUUCUGGCUGUCCAGUGUUGCUUUUUCCCACUGAAAUCCCAAAUAGAGGCCAGUAGCAGACAAGGCAAGAGGAAGAGGAUCAGAUUGAGAGGAGGGCCACUGAGACUUAAAUCUAGUUCUCUCUAAUCCCUUUCUUCACACCCUUCCUCUAGGGAAUUUGAAAUAAAGUCCUUCAAGGGGAUCCGCUAGUGGAUUUCUUUUGGAAAAGGUAGUGAUGUUCAAUGUCUGUCUAGCUUCACUUCUCACAGAACAACUCCCCCCCUCCCCCCGCCUUCAAAACCAAAACCCCUUUGUCCACUGGUUUCCUUGGGUUCAACAUCUAGAAGGCUCCUUUUUGUAGGACCAACACAAAACAGAAAGGUGAGAGAGCAUCCCUUUUCUCUUCAGAUGCUCUUCUUCCUUUGACUGUACUUCUUGCUUCACCACUAUUCCCAAUUUGUAAAAAGAAAAUAUUGCUUUUAAAGACCAUAUUGCUUGACUACAAACCCCAAACCCCAGAGAGGUAUUGCUGAAGUUCUUAAAAAUAGGGACCUGCUUAUUCUUUUAGGUGUCACAUAUUUCAGCAUUGGGAGCCUCUAGAAGUCUUGAUGACGAACCUCUUUGCCUCUGUUCAGCCUGGGAGCCUCUCCUUCCGAGAGACCUCUGAGUUUCCUGUUGCAUUGUCUCCUGCUUCUUAUUCAUGAAAGUCUUCAUCUCUAACUAACCUAAAUCCUUCUUGCUGUACUCUCAUUCUAUUUGCUCCUAUCUUUAGUUUUGAUGGAAAAUAUCUGGAAUAUGAAAUAACCCUUCUAAUUGGAAAUCAAUUAUUGGACCUCUUCAGCCCUUCCUUUUUUUUUUUUUUAAACUGGACCUCUUGUUUCGUUGGUAUAAUGAGUUCCCCAAGAAGAUGUUCCUUUUCCCAAUGUAGAUGACCACUUGCAACUGGAAUAAUCUUGAGAAUUAACUGUGUGUUUCAGAAUCUUCCUGAUGGUUUUUGGUUUUUUAAUGGUUUGUUUUUGGUUUUGUUUAUUUGAGAGAAUUACCAAUCAACUCUCCUUUGCUUACAUAGGAUUAUAGCAGGAUCAAUGGCAAGUCUGAAGUGAUAAUAAUUUUGAGGAAUGGAAUGCAAACAGAGUGGCAGGUUUCCAUUUUCCUAAACUGUCUAGCUUUUAAAGUUUAGGUUAGCACAGUUACUUUUAUUUAGAUCUCCAGAAUAAUAAGUCAUUAUUGUUUGAAACAAUAUUGUUGAAAAGCGUUGAAAUGGUUCACCUGAGCUGUGUUUAUCCAGACAAACUUCUUCUCCUUCUUAUGACAGAUUGUCUGCUAUAGACAGGAAGAUCUUUCUGCCCCUUCUCUAUAACCUCUUAUAUCUGAAAUUUUCCUUGUUAUAAACUCAGAACUUUCUUGCCAAUUGAAGCUUACCAGCCUGAGUCGGGGAUUCAGAGACAACAUGCUAAAGAGUUUGACCUUGUCUCUCUUCCCCCAACUAGAGCAACCUUGUUGUGUGAGACAGUCCCAGGUGUACCCAAUACAAGAGGAAUAACUUCAGUCAGGAGGGUGCCUCUUUCUGGAUCCCCUUUUUGCCACAACCUAAGAUCAUUGUACUAGAACCUGUGUUACUCUCCUUCUCUUCUGGGUGCCAGUUGGUUUUUUGCCCUGUGAUCUAAUUGUGUACUGUGAUCCAAUUGCACCUUUCUGCCCUGUGUUUCUUUAUUUCCCCACUUGUAUCGUGUUAAACUACAAGCCCUCCCUUGUGAAUUAAUGUAUCCCUAAUUAAAGUCUCUCUAUAUUUUUUUUUGCAUCAA